Jaminaea rosea is the source of this 1098-nucleotide messenger RNA. Its product is annotated as Glutamyl/glutaminyl-tRNA synthetase. The record is from RefSeq and is a predicted model, not a curated record. Gene Ontology annotation, molecular function: glutamate-tRNA ligase activity; zinc ion binding; ATP binding. Gene Ontology annotation, biological process: glutamyl-tRNA aminoacylation. The transcript is spliced from 2 exons. Lineage: Eukaryota; Fungi; Basidiomycota; Exobasidiomycetes; Microstromatales. The annotation marks the transcript as partial.
ACCACCACCGCGAACCACGCAUCAGCAUCAGCAUCAUCCCCAACGCUCUCCUCGUCUGCAACGCCAAUCGCCCCGCGGCUCCGCUUCGCCCCCUCACCCACAGGCCACCUGCACCUCGGUGGACUCCGUACUGCCCUCUUCAAUCACCUCUUCGCACGGCGCUACAAUGGCUCCUGGAUACUCCGCAUAGAGGAUACGGACCAGUCUCGCUUGGUCCCUGGUGCGACGGAUGCGUUGCAGGAGGUCUUGGAGUGGUGUGGGUUGGAUUGGGACGAAGGACCCGGACGCACAGGUGGAAGCUGUGGGCCGUGGAUUCAGAGUGAGAGGCUAGAAAUCCAUAGACAGUACGCUGAAAAGCUUAUUGCGACGGGAAAGGCAUAUCGAGAUUUCAGGACCGAAGGAUUCGCCGACUCGGCUGGGAGUGAUGCUGCUGGACCUAGUAGGCAGAGAGGAAGGGGGCCACGCAUCGUUGCAGCAGACGACUACGUGCCGCCAGAUGAAGAUGAAGCUCGAGCGCUGAUACGAGACGGGCGCAGCUUUGUUGUACGAUUCAAGAUGCCGUCCGCACCUUUGACGCACAGCGACCUGGUCUACGGUCCUCUCAACUUCCCAGCCGACGUGGGUGCAAGUGAUCCGAUCCUCCUCAAAUCCGACGGUUGGCCAACAUACCACCUCGCAAACGUGGUCGACGACCAUCUCAUGGGUGUAACGCACGUCCUACGCGGAGAAGAGUGGCUUCCCUCUGUGCCCAAGCAUCUGGCCCUGUACGAGGCCCUCGGACUCGCCCCGCCCGUUUUCGCGCACCUACCCUUGCUUGUGAACAAGGACGGCUCCAAGCUCUCCAAACGCAGUGGGGACGUGCACGUCGCCGCCUACCGUGCUGCGGGUUGGGAGCCCGAAGCCCUAGUCAACUGGGUCGCCCUUCUCGGGUACAACCACCAUGGGCAAGGACCGGCGCGCUUAGAGGGGAACAGGAACGAGGAUGGCGAGGUGCUCAGCAUGCAAGAUCUCAUAGCCUCCUUCGACCCCAAGCGGAUAUCGCACAGUCGCGCCACACCCGAUGCCGGGAAGUUGGCCUUUCUCAACAGGAGACACCUC